Molecule: messenger RNA, 1259 nt
Organism: Halichondria panicea
Lineage: Eukaryota; Metazoa; Porifera; Demospongiae; Suberitida; Halichondriidae
Product: TNF receptor-associated factor 4-like
Exons: 1
Coding region: 70-1137 (355 amino acids)
Molecular function (GO): protein binding
Source: RefSeq, a predicted model, not a curated record
GGGUGGGGCUGCAUGUCUGUUUUGCAAGCUAGACUGUGGAGUACACACCCUUAGAACUAUAUAAGAGCAAUGGCUACUAUAGUUGGAUUUGAUUGUGAGUUCCUGGAGCCUCCACCUGAUGUUCUCCAGACAGAGUGUCCUGUUUGUCUCCAGAUCAUUAGAGAGCCCCACCAGGUCACAUGCUGUGGAAAGAAGUAUUGUGCAUCAUGUAUCCAGUGUGUUCAGGACAGUAACAGUUCUUGUCCAACUUGCAAGGCUGAACUUUUCCAUAGCUUCCUUGACAAAGGAAUCAAACAAUCGCUCUAUGGUUUGAAAGUUCACUGUAGCCACCAGAAAGACGGGUGUGAGUGGACGGGGGAACUGAGACAGCUUGAUGAGCACCUCAACACAGAUCCACUGCCAGAGACACAACUCGAUGGAUGCCCCCUGACAAUCAUCAACUGUGACUUCCACCACGUAGGCUGUGCUGUGAAACUCCCUCGACAAGACAUGCCAGAACACCAGAGAGAGAGCCUACGCAUUCACUUGUCUAAGAUAGCGAUAAACUAUGCAUCACUGAGAGAAGAAAUGAACGUAAUAAAGCGUGAAAAUGAAUCAUUAAAAACUAAAGUAGCCUCUCUUCGAUCGAGUUCUCAAAGAUUUACUGCUAUCCCGACAAAGCCAAGAGAAAAGAUUUCUAUUCAGCCUUCAAAUGUAUUGAUUAUGACCAACUUCCAGCAGCACAAGAGAGAUGGUAAUUGGUGGUACUCCCCUCCAGUCUACACCCACCCCUGGGGGUACAAGAUCUGCCUGGGGGUGUGUGCCAGGGGGUUUGGAAACAAUUCACAUGUCUCUGUAUUCGUCUACCUAAUGCGAGGAGAACAAGACGAUCAUUUAACAUGGCCGUUAAGAGGCACCAUUACUUUUCAGCUGCUGGACCAGACGGGAGGAGAGAAUCACAAGUUUCAUCAGUGUGUCUAUGACGACAGUGUGGAGCUAAAGAACUGUGAGCAAGUGAGAUAUGGUGAGAGGGCCAACAGUGGUUGGGGGGCACCCACUCUGAUUGCACACAGCGCUCUGAAGCCUCAAUAUCUGAACAGGGACUGUCUGAGGUUCCAAGUAUCCAGUGGAGAAGUACACAUUAAUGUGUGUGAAUAGUUACCCUAUAGCUAUAUACAAGUUAGAGCUUUCUUUGAUAAUUAUUUCGUUUGAUUGUUUUAUGAUUUUAGGUUGUGUAUUUUUUACAUUGCAACAUGUAAGUAUUGAAUGUUUUUUCAGAG